GCUGGCCUUUUUGUUCCGCUGGAGAGUCCUGCUUGAACGGUGAGCAGGAGUAAGACCCGCCGACGAGAAAGCGCACAGCUCUGACCAAUCGGCUUAAUCCCAGCGCCGGGGAGAGCACGCUGCCCUGCGGAGGAGGAGCGGGUACGGCCGGACCUUAUCUCCCUCCUGCUCCGCCGUUAGCAGCUCCAGGGUCAACGGGGCGAACCAGCAACUGCCUGCUAUCCCCGUUAGCCUCAACUCCUCUGCGGGUCUGGGGGGGUUCUGUUAGGGGCAGGGGGCGGGGGUACACCGAGAAGGGAGAAGACUACACGCCAGAGGAGGGGACUGGAAGUCUGAGACGCUUCCAGGCUGAAGGGGCCGGCGGUUCGGCCACAGCACCCCGGAGUAGCUAGCUUCUACCCGCGCGGCUAAGUGAAUGGGAUGGAGCCGGGACCGUCUGGCGCUGUGCCCUUGGGGGUAUUCCCCCCACCCCUGCAGCAGGUGUUCCAUGCCCCCCGCCGGCCAGGCAUGGGCACCGUGGGCAAGCCCAUCAAGCUGCUGGCCAACUACUUCGAAGUCGAGAUCCCAAAGAUGGACGUCUUUCACUAUGAGGUGGACAUCAAGCCGGAUAAGUGCCCACGACGAGUCAACAGAGAGGUGGUUGAGUACAUGGUUCAGCACUUCAAGCCCCAGCUCUUUGGCGACAGGAAGCCAGUGUACGAUGGCAAGAAGAACAUUUACACAGUGCUAGCUCUUCCUAUUGGGAGUGAGAAGGUGGACUUUGAGGUAACGAUCCCUGGUGAGGGUAAGGACCGAAUCUUUAAGGUGUCCAUCCGUUGGCUGGCCAAGGUGUCAUGGCGCCUGCUGCAGGAGACUCUAGUCAGCGGCCGGCUGCAGGUCCCCCUCGACUCCGUUCAAGCCCUGGAUGUGGCUAUGCGCCACUUGGCCUCUAUGAGGUACACUCCAGUGGGCCGUUCAUUCUUCUCCCCACCUGAAGGAUAUUAUCACCCACUGGGCGGGGGGAGGGAGGUCUGGUUUGGAUUCCACCAGUCCGUGCGUCCUGCCAUGUGGAAGAUGAUGCUCAACAUUGAUGUGUCUGCCACUGCCUUCUACAAAGCCCAGCCUGUUAUUGAGUUCAUGUGUGAAGUUUUGGACAUUCGCAACAUCGAUGAGCAGCCCAAAACUCUCACAGACUCACAAAGGGUUCGCUUCACCAAGGAAAUUAAAGGCCUGAAGGUGGAGGUGACCCACUGUGGCCAAAUGAAGAGGAAAUACCGUGUAUGCAAUGUCACCAGACGUCCUGCCAGCCACCAAACGUUUCCCCUCCAGCUUGAGAGUGGGCAGACAGUCGAAUGUACAGUGGCCCAGUACUUCAAGCAGAAGUACAACCUGCAGCUUAAAUACCCCCACCUACCCUGUCUACAAGUGGGGCAAGAGCAGAAGCACACCUACCUGCCACUGGAGGUGUGUAACAUUGUAGCCGGUCAGCGAUGCAUCAAGAAACUGACCGAUAAUCAGACCUCCACUAUGAUAAAAGCCACAGCUCGCUCUGCACCUGACAGACAGGAGGAGAUCAGCAGGCUGAUGAAGAAUGCUAACUUCAACCUGGACCCAUACAUCCAGGAGUUUGGGAUCAAGGUGAAGGAUGACAUGGCGGAGGUGACGGGCAGGGUGCUGCCGGCUCCUAUUCUGCAGUACGGAGGACGGAACCGUGCCAUAGCUACCCCCAACCAGGGAGUGUGGGAUAUGAGAGGGAAACAGUUUUACAACGGCAUCGAGAUCAAAGUGUGGGCCAUUGCCUGCUUUGCCCCCCAGAAACAGUGCAGAGAAGAGGUGCUCAAGAACUUCACAGACCAACUGCGUAAAAUCUCCAAGGAUGCUGGAAUGCCAAUUCAGGGCCAGCCAUGCUUUUGUAAAUACGCCCAGGGAGCAGACAGUGUGGAGCCAAUGUUCAGACACCUGAAAAACACCUACUCUGGACUUCAGCUCAUCAUCGUCAUCCUGCCAGGAAAAACCCCGGUCUAUGCGGAGGUAAAGCGCGUGGGAGACACUCUUCUGGGCAUGGCCACGCAAUGUGUCCAGGUGAAGAAUGUGGUAAAGACGUCCCCUCAGACUCUCUCCAACCUCUGCCUCAAGAUCAAUGUGAAGCUGGGAGGCAUUAACAACAUCCUGGUGCCUCACCAACGGUCAGCGGUAUUUCAGCAGCCGGUUAUCUUCCUGGGAGCAGACGUCACACACCCCCCAGCUGGAGAUGGCAAGAAGCCCUCCAUUACUGCUGUGGUAGGCAGUAUGGACGCCCACCCCAGCAGAUACUGUGCCACAGUGCGCGUCCAGAGACCCAGGCAGGAAAUAAUCGAGGACUUGUCAUAUAUGGUGCGUGAACUGCUCAUUCAGUUCUACAAGUCGACCCGCUUCAAGCCCACCAGGAUUAUUUUCUACAGAGAUGGUGUUCCUGAAGGCCAGUUGCCCCAGAUUCUCCACUAUGAGCUGCUGGCCAUCAGGGAUGCAUGCAUAAAGUUGGAGAAAGACUAUCAGCCUGGAAUUACCUACAUCGUGGUACAGAAACGCCACCACACGCGCCUCUUCUGUGCCGACAAAUCUGAAAGGAUUGGUAAGAGUGGGAACAUACCAGCAGGUACUACCGUGGACACCAGCAUCACUCAUCCAUUUGAGUUUGACUUCUACCUGUGCAGCCACGCAGGCAUACAGGGUACCAGCCGACCGUCUCAUUACUACGUCUUAUGGGACGACAAUCGUUUCACAGCAGACGAGCUGCAGAUCCUAACCUACCAGUUGUGCCACACUUAUGUUCGUUGUACCCGCUCAGUCUCCAUCCCUGCGCCAGCCUACUAUGCUCGUCUUGUGGCCUUCCGUGCCCGCUACCACCUGGUAGAUAAGGAACAUGACAGUGGAGAGGGCAGCCAUGUGUCUGGACAGAGUAACGGUCGGGACCCCCAGGCAUUGGCUAAAGCUGUUCAGAUUCACCAUGACACUCUGAGGACCAUGUACUUCGCCUGAACUCCACCAGCCAUCGCCUCCAUUGUCCCCCUCCCACCUCAUUUCUACACGAGUGGGCUGAUGCUCGGCUCUCACCUCAUCCCCAUCCCUUGCUCCCAACAACAGCCCACUACACACCCUCCACAGACCUGCCAGUCAGUCCCUCAAAUCCAAGAAACAUAAGGCCCUUCUCCUGUAUACACAGGCAGACUCUGCAGCCUCAUGCACUCAAAAGGUUAUGAAUAUUGUUAUUGACUUUCUGUUGUUUUUACUUUACCAGGACGGUUGCUCUUUUUAUGUUGAAUUUUUAAAAUGUGGGUAUUUUUGUGUAAUUCUAUUGUACGCUACCUUCACACUCCUAUGUAUGUAAGUAUGCAAUACAGAUGGGAGCAAAAUAGGCAAAAGAGAGGGGAAAAAUACUAGAAACUUUUUUUAACUGCCAUCACUAUACUGCCUCUUUACCCAUCCGAAAGCCGGAUGCCAGUGUUUCCAAGCCCCUAAGUAUGGGGGUCCUCAAGAGGGGCAGUACUGGGCACACACACUUACACGUAUCAUUUUAGCGUUGUCGUUCAUGUUUUUAAUGCUUUUGAAUAAUGUUAUUUUUUUAAAACAGCCUUGAGGAGUCUGAGGUAUGGUACAUUAGCACUUAGUUAGCAUUUAGGUGCCACCGUUCCUGCACAUGAAGAGUUUGUAGCGUAUGUGAGGCGAGCCCUCUGGUCUUUAUAUUCUCAGAGACAGAAGGAGCAGGUGUAGCAUAUCGUAGAGACAGGAGGGAAGUGCUGCUGCACUCUCAGUCCUGGUUGGUCAGUCCCUAGAGAUUUAGCCUUUAGAGGCAAGCUUAGUGUAAUAGUAGAGGGACCAUUUGCAUAGAGUGUAUCAAAUAUACUUGCACCCCAUGCACCUAAACCAGCAUUAUUAACCAGCCAAAAGUGAUGCCAACCAAUGGAAAAGGGGCACUUAAACAGGAGGAUAAUGUUAUUUCUGUAGUUAUUGCUCUUUUAGGAUUCAUGAGGCACUUUCUUUGUACGUCUGGGUUAACUUUACUUCAAAAUGGUUACAUGAACGUCUAGUGUGACUUGAUGCAAACUACUUUGGAGUUUAACACCAUCAUUUAAAUACCUUACUUAGCAGAGGCAAGGUCAGCACUACCCUGUAAAUCUGAAAACGGUCUGUGAUCACUCACGUUCUGCAUUGCUGGACGUGCAUUCAGCCACUGAUCAUGUUUGAAUCAUUCUGCUCAUUUCCACUUGUUUCGGUGGAGAUGACGCCACACAGUGCGUUCUGCACUUCCACCCGAGCAAUUAUUUGCGUACCUCGGCACACCUACUUUCAGCCUCUCCUGUUCUUACACAAAGGUCCUCCCUCUGCAGGCAUUUACAACUCAGCCUGGGUAACAAAAGCACACACUCAAAGUAUGCCCUCGCUCUUAUGGCUAUUUCUUAGCACAUGGAGACCAACAUGCACUUGUCCCCUUAUUUUCCCUCAAGCCAAACUCGCUCAUCUUUUUCAUUUCGUUCUCUCUUUUACCGCCUGUUUUCAUGUUUGGCAUCACACACACCUGCAGCAUCCCCUGCCCCAAUCCCCUGGCUUGUGUUAGCCAAUCCCUAUUGGUGCUGUGUGUGCAUGGGCGGCACAAGUAGGGGAUUGCUACAUUGGGUAGGAUGGGCCUUUUCACUACAACUCAACGCGCCCUGCUUUUACAUCAAGAUAAUAUCUCGAUUUAUGGAAAAACUGCAUGUAGUUAUUAUUUUUUUAAUGACUGGAUAUUCUGAGCCACCUUACUUUGGUCUUCUUAGAGGUAGGAGCUGUGCGCUCACCACUGCCUGUCAAAUGUUUUUGCCUCAAUUGUGCAACGGUUGUCAAGAUGGCGUUUUCUUUUUCAUUAUUAUCAAUAUUGUGACUAUUGUUGAAGUGUUUCCUCAAGAGGGCACUGUAGAGACGGUCUCAAAAUCCCACCUCAGUUGCCCUUAAAGCGCCUCAAAUCUUGUCUGAUGGUCAGCGCCCCUUAAAGCUGAAAGGGAUUGGAAAAUAAGUGAUCAGAUGAGUUUGAUUUUUAAAUCAUGUUAUUGAACUUGCAUAAUCAGAAUGCCUUUGUACACCGUUUUACUGAUCCUUCAUUGUGUCCAAGGUGAUUUGUAUAUAUAAAUAUGUAAUAUUUACCUGUUAUGUAUUUUGGCCCAACAGAUGCCGGGCCUUUCACAUUUGGGGCCGGUGUUCUACUUCUCGUUCUGUGCUAAACAAAAAAAAAUCAGUCUGGGGCAUUUCCCAGUACCACUGAAACCAGAUGCAGUUCUUCACUCACUGAAGCCACAAAAGCACCUUGCAAAGGGAGACGCCAAAUUACAGUCACCCUAGAAAUGUAUCGUGGACACAGGAGAGCCCAUUCCACUCCACACAGCCUCACGGUCUGACUAAGCAAUAUUGAAGCCACUGAUCAAGAACAGUCCUUGUCAUAGCACUUCCCAAUAGAUUUGAAUGAAAGGACAUGGAAGCAUAUUACUUUGGCUCUGUGUGUGAUAGUAUGGGAACUCUGUUGGGGAGGGUUAUUUUUUAAAGAAA
Menidia menidia (Atlantic silverside) is the source of this 5535-nucleotide messenger RNA. Lineage: Eukaryota; Metazoa; Chordata; Actinopteri; Atheriniformes; Atherinopsidae. The record is from the annotation of a GenBank genome assembly.